AUGGACUCCUCACCCAACAGAAACCCAGUACUGGAAACUUUCAAUCAAACUGGUACUCAGGGGCGCUGCCUGCACCAAUCUAAAGCCCCCAUUUCCAUAAUUUUCCUACCAAACAGCGACCUUAGCGCUGAGUCACUGACCAACAACGAAGAUCUAGUCAUCAACCCUUGCGAUAAGGGUGGGCCAAACAGGCGACGACCCGCACAAAUCAUAGCACACAAUAGCUGGUUCAAAUGCAAAUUUGUCUUCGCACAUUUCAAUAAAAGCAAAGAACCUACUAUUACUAAAGGCGCUAAGAAAUUCCAAGAACCAAAGCCAAAAGAGGAAGAUAGAACAGUGUUUGAUAAGAAGCUUGUUGUACAAGAGCCUAAUAUAAAGGACAUUGUGAAAGAAUAUACGUCAACCUGUAAAACUACAAAAAGUCAGGUUGGAGGGGCAACUCUAGGAUUUGUUACCCCGUGGCACAACCAUGGAUAUGAUGUUGCUCGUCAGUUUGGAGGGAAGUUUACCUACAUAUCACCAGUUUGGCUUCAACUGAAAUUUAAAGGACAUAACGAUUUUGUCAUUGCUGGAGGACAUGACAUUGAUCAAGGAUGGAUGGCAGAUGUCAAGAAAUCCAGGAAAACAUACAUUGUUCCUAGAGUUUUGUUCGAUGGUUGGAGCCUACCUGACUAUCAGGCUGUAUUUGCUGAUCCAGGAAUUCAGGCAAAAAUGGUGGAUACACUCAUCAAGUUACUCAAAAAGCAUAACUUUGAUGGCGUAGUUAUUGAAGUUUGGAGCCAGCUUGGAGGAAAUUAUAAAAGUGAAAUAUCUGAUGUUCUGGUACAUAUGGCUGAAGCACUUCAUAAUGAAGAUAUGGAAAUCAUCCUUGUCAUACCACCUGCUACCUAUCAGGGUGGUAGGAAAGGCAUGUUUGUAAAGGCAGACUUUGAUAGACUUGCCCCACACAUGGAUGCUUUUAGCCUUAUGACAUAUGACUAUUCACAUCCCGGCAAGCCUGGACCAAACAGUCCAUUGUAUUGGGCAAGUCAGUGUGUGCAGUCAUUGUGCCCUGAUGCAGAAUCUCCCUGGAGGAGAAAAAUCUUAUUAGGGCUCAACUUUUAUGGGAAUGAUUACUCUUCCAGUCAAGGAGAAGCCAUAAUCGGCAACAGAUACAUCGAAAUUCUGCACAAAUACAAGCCGAAACUAGAAUGGGAGGAGGCCUCGGCUGAACACUAUUUCAGAUAUCGUUCUGAAGGUUCGGGCGAGCACUUGGUCUUUUACCCAACGCUAUUCUCCGUACAGCAGAGGAUUGAGCUGAUAAAUUCACUUGGCACUGGUUUGUCCAUAUGGGAGAUCGGGCAAGGUCUAGAUUACUUUUACGAUCUCCUGUAGACUGCGAUACCAGGUUAGGUUGCUUAUAGCGCAGAGACCAUAAACUUGUGGGUCAAGAUGUGUAACAACGUGUGGGUCGAAAUGUCAACUUGUUAAUUAACAAUAAAUGUGUGCAAUCACAGAGCUUUGAACUAUAAUUGUGUAGGUCAAAUUAUUCAUCUUGCAAAAUUUCUGCGAGUGUAGAGCAGCCAUGACGAUCGCUGAUAGCACUCGACUGUAUGUGGCACCUAUAACAUGUGUAGAUACAAAUGUAUAUUGGAAUUAUAACGUGAGAGUAUUUCUGUUGGGAGUAACAUUUACUGUGAUAUCUGUGGUUUUAUAACUAAUAGUUGUGUAAGACAUCAACUGUGUGCCAGUAAAAAUGCUCACAUCUGUUGCUUCAACAUCAGCAUAAACUUAUACUGGUUAUAAAAAUGGUGAGAUUGAAUUAAAAAGUUCACGUGAAACAUAUUCUGCCAUAA
Messenger RNA from Priapulus caudatus, 1835 nucleotides. RefSeq names its product chitinase domain-containing protein 1-like. The transcript is spliced from 13 exons. Bases 1 to 1374 code for a protein of 457 amino acids. Gene Ontology annotation, cellular component: extracellular region. Gene Ontology annotation, molecular function: oligosaccharide binding; chitin binding. Gene Ontology annotation, biological process: carbohydrate metabolic process. NCBI's taxonomy places the organism in Eukaryota, Metazoa, Priapulida, Priapulimorpha, Priapulimorphida, Priapulidae. The record is from RefSeq and is a predicted model, not a curated record.